Messenger RNA from Canis lupus familiaris (dog), 1407 nucleotides. RefSeq names its product TRAF3-interacting JNK-activating modulator-like. The record is from RefSeq and is a predicted model, not a curated record. NCBI's taxonomy places the organism in Eukaryota, Metazoa, Chordata, Mammalia, Carnivora, Canidae. The transcript has 15 exons. Bases 1 to 1407 code for a protein of 468 amino acids.
AUGGCUUGGCCCGGGGGGGCUGAGAGCUAUGAGGCCAAGUGUGAACGCCGGCAGGAAAUCCAGGCUCUAGGCUUUCCGCAUCCCCUACUUGUUUUCCAGGUGUCAGGGACCAGCUCUGAGGUCUUUCCAAGCCAGCAUCACCUUCCCUCAGGCCCCUGGAGGGAUUUGGCCAGCCAGCCCUCCCAGGCUGAGGACCUUUCACUGAAGGAUUAUCCCGCCAAAAAACCACCCAAACACCACCGUGGCACCCAGACAAAGGCAGAAACAGCCCAGCCAGCAAUUAAGAAUGAUGCCAGUCAGCAGACCAAUUAUGGAGUUGCAGUUCUAGAUAAGGAAAUCAUCCAGCUUUCUGAGUACCUCAAAGAGGCCCUACAGAGGGAGCUGGUUCUAAAACAAAAAAUGGUCAUUCUCCAAGACCUACUGUCCACUCUGAUAAGGGCCUCUGACAGCUCUUGGAAGGGCCAGCUGAAUGAAGACAAAUUGAAGGGCAAACUGAGAUCUUUAGAAAACCAGCUGUACACCUGUACCCAGAAAUACUCCCCUUGGGGAAUGAAAAAGGUGUUAUUGGAGAUGGAAGACCAGAAAAACAGCUAUGAGCAGAAGGCCAAGGAGUCACUGCAGAAAGUGCUGGAGGAGAAAAUGAGUGCAGAGCAGCAAUUGCAAAGCACACAGCGGUCCCUGGCUCUGGCCGAGCAGAAGUGUGAAGAGUGGAGGAGCCAGUAUGAAGCUCUGAAGGAGGACUGGAGGAAACUGGGGACCCAGCACCGAGAGCUGGAGAGCCAACUCCAUGUGCUUCAGUCUAAAUUGCAGGGAGCAGACAGUAGAGACCUACAGAUGAACCAGGCUCUGCAACUUCUGGAGAAUGAGCACCAGGAACUACAGGCCAAGAUUGAACUUCUACAGGGGGACAGAGACAGCUCAGAUACCCAACACCUACAAGAUCAACUGAAGAGGUCAGAGGAGGAGAAACUCACCCUGAUGGCCAAAGUACAGCAGCUGCAGGGUCUGCUCCAGAAUCAAUCCUUACAGCUUCAAGAACAGGAGAAACUCUUAACAAAGAAAGAUCAGGCUUUGCCUCUGUGGAGUCCAAAGCCCUCCCAUAAUGAAGUGGAACCUGAGGGUACAGGGAAGGAGAAAGAAUGGGAUUUCAGAGACCAGCUGCAAAAGAAGACUUUGCAGCUCCAGGCCAAGGAAAAGGAGUGCAGAGAACUGCAUUCGGAGUUAGACAACCUCAGUGACGAGUAUCUCUCCUGCCUACGUAAGCUGCAGCAUUGUCGAGAAGAGCUGAACCAGAGCCAACAGCCGCCUCCCAGAAGGCAAUAUGGCCAGUGGCUCUCGAUGCUGAUGAUAAUGAUUGCUAUAGCACUGGCAGUGCUCCUGGCCAACAAGGACAGCCUGAUGAUAUGA